Molecule: messenger RNA, 3917 nt
Organism: Caretta caretta (loggerhead turtle)
Lineage: Eukaryota; Metazoa; Chordata; Testudines; Cheloniidae
Gene: GPCPD1
Product: glycerophosphocholine phosphodiesterase 1
Biological process (GO): glycerophospholipid catabolic process
Molecular function (GO): glycerophosphocholine phosphodiesterase activity; starch binding
Source: RefSeq, a predicted model, not a curated record
CCAUUGGCCGUGCCUGUCACGUGGCCGCUGCCCGUUGCCGCCUCGCGCCCGGUUCGGCCGGGCGGUUGGAACCGGUUCGGCCGGGCGGUUGGGGACGGCCGAGCUCGGCAGGGAGCUCGGGCGGCGCGCCCUGGAGCCGGGGCAGUCGCUUCCGCAGACAAAGGCAGCCGGAGCAGCCCGUCGCGCUCAGCGUCCAGUUCAUCCAUUUUGGAUAGUGAAUGGAAAGUAGCUCAGUCAAUCUCCAGACUCAAAAUUGUCUCCUUUCAGAAUCAGAAAGGAAUCAGUCAAAGAGACAUCAGACUUCCUUAGUCAUUAUCUGGAAGUAUGACCCCAUCUCAAGUUACCUUUGAAGUAAGAGGAACAGCAGAACCAGGAGAGGUUUUUGCAAUAUGUGGGAGUUGCAGCGCUUUGGGAAACUGGAAUCCUAAAACUGCAGUGGUUCUUCAGGCUGAUGAUGCUGAUGGUAUAUUAUGGAAAACUACUGUUGAACUUACUAGAGGAGUUGCUGUUCAGUAUCGAUAUUUUAAAGGGUGCUUCUUAGGACCCAAGACUAUCGAUGGUCCCUGCCAAGUCAUAGUUCACAAGUGGGAGACUCAUCUACAACCACGAUCAAUAACCCCUUUAGAAAAUGACAUCUCUGUUGAUGAUGGACAGUUUGGAAUCCAUAAUGGUGUUCAAACUCUGGAUUCUGGGUGGCUGUCCUGUCAGACUGAAAUAAGAUUACGUCUACAUUAUUCUGAAAAACCACCUGUCUCAAUAUCCAAGAAGAAAUUUAAAAAAUCUAGGUUUAGGGUGAAGCUGACUCUGGAAGGCUUGGAGGAAGAUGAUGAUGAUGACAACCAAGAUAAAACUGUUACUCAGAAAAUGUCAAACACUCUGGAGAUCUCCUUAAUAAGUGAUACUGAAUACAAAUCUCGGCACUCUCAGCCAGAAUGUGGUUAUGGUUUGCAGCCUGAUCGAUGGACAGAAUACAGUAUACAGACAAUGGAACCAGAUAACUUGGAAUUAAUCUUCGACUUUUUUGAAGAAGAUCUAAGCGAAAGAGUAUUACAAGGAGAUGAACUUCCAGGCCAUGUGGGUUCUGCAUGCCUCUUAUCCUCCACGAUUGCAGAACUGGGAAAGAGUGCUGGAAUUCUCACACUUCCUAUUAUGAGUAGAAUUUCAAGAAAAACCAUUGGAAAAGUAAGAGUGGACUAUAUAAUUAUAAAGCCGAUCUCAGGAUACAGUUGUGAUAUGAUAGCUUCAUAUGCUAAAUACUGGAAACCAAGAACAACACUAGAUGUUGGACAUAGGGGCGCAGGAAACUCUACAACAACUACCAAACUCGCUAAAGUGCAGGAGAACACUGUUGCUUCUCUGCGGAAUGCUGCUAGCCAUGGAGCAGCAUUUGUGGAAUUUGAUGUACAUCUUUCUAAGGAUCAUGUGCCUGUUGUGUAUCACGAUCUCACUUGUUGUAUGGCUAUGAAAAAGAAAUUCGAUGCUGAGCCAUUGGAAUUGUUUGAGAUCCCAGUAAAAGAACUCUCAUAUGACCAACUGCAAUUAUUAAAGCUGGCUCAUGUGACUGCAUUGAAAUUAAAAGAUCACAAUGCAUCUCUUAAAGGGGAGGAAAGCCCUGUUUCUGAGAACCAACCAUUUCCAUCUCUCCAGACGGUUCUGGAAUCCCUUCCUGAAGAUGUCGGGUUUAACAUAGAAAUAAAAUGGAUCUGCCAACAAAGAGAUGGGAAAUGGGAUGGCAACUUGUCAACCUAUUUUGAUAUGAACCUCUUCUUAGAUAUCAUUCUAAAAACUACUCUAGAAAAUGCUGGAAGAAGGAGAAUUGUAUUUUCUUCAUUUGAUGCGGACAUUUGCACAAUGGUUCGGCAAAAGCAAAAUAAGUAUCCUGUGUUGUUUCUCACACAAGGAAAAUCUGAUAUUUAUCCAGAACUUAUGGAUCUCAGGUCUCGUACAACUCCUAUUGCCAUGAGCUUUGCCCAGUUUGAAAACUUGCUGGGAAUUAAUGUGCACACUGAAGACCUGCUUAGGAACCCAUCGUAUAUUCAGGAGGCCAAAUCUAAAGGUUUAGUUAUUUUCUGUUGGGGUGAUGAUACAAAUGACCCAGAUAACAGGAAGAAGUUGAGAGAAUAUGGCAUUAAUGGGCUAAUAUAUGACAGCUCACAGCACUUGGGCAUGGAAAAGUAUUUGGAGUCCUCUGUCCAUAGGAUAUAUGACUGGAUGCCUGAACAACCAAAUAUAUUCCAGGUAGAGCAGCUGGAACGUCUAAAGAGAGAAUUACCAGAGCUGAAAUUCUGUGCAUGUCCCACUGUUAGCCACUUCAGUACCGUAUCUCUGUGUAAAUGUCAUAAUAGCCAUAUGGAAAUGAAUGGCAUAGAUAAUUUACCAAAUGCUUAAGUGUGCAUAGGCUGACUCCAGGCAGGAUUCUGCUUUCUGUAUUUAAUUUUCACCAUUGGAGCAGUGCCAUCUAUGCCUUCAUUUUUUUGAGCAAUAACUAUGUUCCUAUUCCAUGACAGUACUUGCUAGAAUUUAAAAUUCUGUUAAAAUGUUAAGCCAGUUAUAAUUAUUAUUCCAGUUUUACAUCUAGUUUUUAAAUCCUCACAAUUGACAAGUUCAAAAUCUUAAAAUAGAAAUCAAGUACUGUAACAGUGUGCAAACAUGUCUUAUAAAAUGAGCAAUCUGAGGUGUGGUAGUUUCAAAGAUGAAAUUCUAGAGGUUACUGUGAUAUGAUAUUGAAACUGCUGAUGUAUCAUUUUGUCAUAAAUUUGAUUCCAGUACUAAUCUGAUGUCAGAUUAGGAGAGUGAUUGUAAUGUAUACAUAAUUAGAUCUGGCCUGAAUAAAUUAGUACCUCAUAUGCAUGUAUUUGCACUGAUGCAUCCAAUUGUACAAAACCUUUGUGCCAUCUUAAAGUGUGUGUGUGUAUAUAUAUAUAUAUUUUUAAGUAAACUGCAGUGCACAUGAACUGAUUUUUCUCGCUCUGUUAGAACCUUUAGGUUGCUGCCAUUUUUUGUUCUUUACCAGCCAAAUGAAUGGCAUAAAGUUUGUAUGUGGCAGUUAAGGGUGAACCACAAGUACAGUUUUUAAUUAAUCCCGCACAAACCUGCCAAACCUCAAAACGUUACAAAUAACUACAAAAAUUUUUCAUUGGUUAAGAACUUUAUUAUUGCACAAUAAUCUUAAAAGAGCAAAUGUGUAUAAUGCACAAAUUCUAGAAAAUGCAUGCUUCAGGUAUUUUAAGCAUGAAAUUAUAGGUGUUUGCAAUGGUCCGUGCAUCCUUGAGGUGCUAGUUGAGUGUGAGGGUAUCCAGGAUGAACUAAAACACUUAAUAUUUGUUGCCUAAAACCAUGAGCCUAUAUAUAGGUAUAUUCAAAUAAGGUUUACACCAUCUACAGUUCAUCUUACUACAUGUUACAGACCACUAACUCUUGUAUUCUGCAACAGUCGUGAUUUUUUGCUUUCAAAAUUGAUUUCUCAGAUAAUCCUUAUCCUCUGUUGGCUGAUGUCUGUCCUCUGUAAUUUAUUCCAAAGUUAUAGUUUAGAAAAUCCUGUUAGAUAUGUAUGCAUGUUCUUCAAUUUGUACCUCUUAAGAUACUGUCAUGACAACACAACAGCUAUAACUUUUUACUGAAGUGUUCAUGUAUAAUAAAAAAAACCCAAAUAUUUAUUUUUCCCUUGUAAAUUGACAAUGAAAUUGAUAGCUUGUAUUAUACUCUUUAAAUGCUGUCAUUGUUGCAUAGAAUUGAUUACAUGAGCAAUUGCAAAUGUGUUUGGGCCUGCACCACUGAAUAGUUUGAGGCAAGGAGUUUCUUUCAGCUUGCCUUGCAUAUCUAGUUAUUUAAAUUUCUUUUGUCCUCCACAAACAACACAGUACUUGGAAAUUGUCUUUAUUUAAAAAAAAUAAAAUAAAUCUGAAUUUAAAAACAGA